CGGCUUCAGCUUACGACUGCGAGGCGGGCGCAACUCAACUCCCUGCAGCAUCAGCUCUAGUGUGGCUCUAGUGCUAGUGUAGUGUCUCCGCCCGCUGCUGCGCUGUUGUAUUUGUGUUGUUUGCUGUCUGCAACGUGCCUUUGGAACUGGAAGGCUGGAGCUGGAAGAGUCCUGGAGUCCAAGACGCGACCGCCGAAGUUGGUUUUGCGAUUCGGUAUCAAACCUGCUGGACACUUUGGAAUUUCUCUGAGUUGAGAUUGAGGAUUAGGCCUGGAGCCUACAGGCAGGAUGGUUUGGAAGUCGGGAAUUCUGCUCACAGUAUUUGUUUUAUGGGCUGGCCUCGGAGAAUAUUGGGGGCCUAGCUCUGUCGACAGCUGCAAUGAAGCGGUUUGUGCGAGCAUUGUCAGUAAAUGUAUGUUAACACAAUCGUGCAAGUGCGAUCUUAAGAACUGCAGCUGUUGCAAAGAGUGCUUCAGUUGUUUGAGUUAUUUGUACACUGAGUGCUGCUCUUGUGUUGAAAUGUGUCCUAAGCCUAAUCAGACAAACCACAAUGCCCUCAGCAAGAGGAGUCACGUUGAAGAAUUCGUUGAGCCCAUUCCAGAACUCUUCCAAGCUCUCAUGGGCUCCGAGCCAGAUGCUCAGGAACGUUGGAUUACUGUGACAUUCCCUAUUGAUAUUGAAGUGAACAAUGUUCACUACAAACCAAACCUUGAAAAGGAAAUAAAGUAUCGUACACAAUUUUCUGAACAAGAAGUUGUUCCAAGGAAAGAUGUAGCCACAUUCAACUGCACUGUUGCUUACAUGAGCCAAUGCAUGUCUUGGAAUAAGUGCAAAGAAGCAUGUCAGUCUACUGGCGCAUCGAGUUAUCGCUGGUUUCAUGAUGGCUGCUGUGAAUGUGUUGGUGCGUCUUGUAUCAAUUACGGGAUUAAUGAGAGCAGGUGUCUGAGGUGUCCCCUGGACAAGGAUCAUGUUAUUCCUGAAGAUGAUCCAGAUAGCCUGAUUUACGAUGAUGUUGAUUACGACGAACCGUCAUCUGCUGCAGCUGCAUCAUUGGCAACAUCAGCUAGUGGGACGCAUGGAACACAUUCACCCUAAUUAUUUUGACAAUUCUGUUUUAUUCAAUUUUCUCACUGUGGUGAAAGAUCUAUGAUUGUGAUAAAUCUUUCCAACCACAUUCUUACCAUGUUUAUUUUUUUUUUUUAACUGACAAUCGAUUUUUGCUUAAUUUAAAGUGAUAUUUUCAGAAUCCUUUUAAACUAUCCACCAAAUUGCAAUGUGAUUUUGCAGUAUUUGUUUAUUAGAUUGUUUAGCAGAAUAUUCAUUGACUCUUGAUGAAUGUGCAGAUUUUAUGAUGAGGACAAUAAUAAUGUAAUUAAGUUAGAUCUUAGCUGUAUGUUAAGUGUAUGCGAGAUGAUUACCAAUUUAGGUUAACAUCAAUCAGACUGUUCUUGUAAGAAACAAUUGUUUUAUGUUCUACUUAAGUUAAGCUCAUUGACUCCGUCCUGGGUAAAAUAUUUAUCUUUACUUUAUGUGGUUAGCUUGAUAUGAUCUGACAUUGUAGUGCUAUUUUGGAUGUCCUUGAUUCCUUUCAAUUUUAGAAUUUGGAAUCAUUUCAAUAUACCAUUACCUGACACUUUUCGAUUAAUGCCAUUCUUGCUUGCUUCUAUAGUCAGAUUAAAAAAGAUCAAAAAAAAUAAAACUUUCCACUAAUUUACCAAAUGUGCCAUACAGGACAAAGUAAUCAAUUCCUUGUUCAGCAGUUUUAUUGACUCUUAAGCAAACAGAUGUCUUUAGAAAGACUUCUCGUGUUGCCCAUGCUGUGUUGGGGCGAAGCUUCUGCUAUAUGGAUAGUAAAUAACUGUAUAAAAGCUGUCAAAUGCAGACUUUCCAUUUUCUUGGCAAGGGACAAGACUGUUUUUGUUUUCAUUGAAAGCUCGUAGAGCAUUCUCAUUCCUUUUGUAUUUAUUCAUGACUGUUUUUGUAAGAUUUUUAGAAACAUUCCAACUCAAUUUUGUAUCCUUUGUGCAUGUCUCUGUGAUUUGUUACAGGGUACAUUUCACUAUCAUUUUGUACAGGGUGUGCCUUUAUACAAUGGCUUUUGUGCUACAUGUGCCAUUUUUGCAUCAUAUCUUCAACUUGGGCAGUGAAAAAUAUAUAUAAAGGGAUCAAACGAA
This is a messenger RNA of Thrips palmi, 2174 nucleotides long. RefSeq names its product twisted gastrulation protein homolog 1-B-like. Lineage: Eukaryota; Metazoa; Arthropoda; Insecta; Thysanoptera; Thripidae. Bases 289 to 1095 code for a protein of 268 amino acids. The record is from RefSeq and is a predicted model, not a curated record. The transcript has 5 exons. Gene Ontology annotation, biological process: regulation of BMP signaling pathway.